AUGAUGGACUUGUCCAAGCUACCUCUGCGAGAGCAGCUUGCGUACCAAUACCCCUACGAGCUAAAAGCCAAGUUCCCCGCCUACAUCUGGCAGACCUGGAGACGUACGCCCGCCGAUGAAGGCUUCGAGUUCCCCGAGCACGAGGCGAGCUGGACUGAGCAACACCCAGGCUUCAUCCAUGAGGUCAUCACAGACGAUGUCGCCCAUUCGCUUCUGAGCCUUUUCUACGCUUCCGUACCCUCCGUUCUUGAGGCUUUUGAGGCCCUACCCCUCCCCGUGCUCCGUGCCGACUUCUUUCGCUAUCUCAUCCUGUUUGCUCGUGGCGAGCAUCCCCGCAAGACCGUCGGCCUCGUCAUCGGCAUCGAGGCCGAUCCGGACCGCGAGGACUGGGCUGAGUGGUACAGCCGCCGCAUCCAGUUUUGCCAGUGGACCAUUCAAGCUAAGCCCGGUCACCCCGCCCUGCGUGAGGUCAUUGCUCGUAUCACCGAAGAGACCCUGAAGCGCAAGCAGGCUGGCUCCCUGAAAAAGACCCUCGGCGACAACGUCAUCGAGUUCACCGGGCCUGCUAUCUGGACCGAUGCUCUGUUCGACUACUUCAACGAUGGCAAGUUCUUCAAGAAGGCAAACACCAACGUCAUCGACUGGCACAACUUCACGGGCAUGACGGCACCUAAGAAGGUGGGCGACGUCGUUGUUCUGCCCAUCACCGGCUUUUCCCCAGGUGUUAAGCAGAUGGGUGCCGGCGAGUACGAUGAUCCCCAGGCCAUGGUCAAACACGAGUUUGAAGGCACUUGGAAGCCGGAGCAUGAACGCCACAUUGGCGAAAUUUUUGACGAGUAA
Parascedosporium putredinis is the source of this 840-nucleotide messenger RNA. The record is from the annotation of a GenBank genome assembly. NCBI's taxonomy places the organism in Eukaryota, Fungi, Ascomycota, Sordariomycetes, Microascales, Microascaceae.